This is a messenger RNA of Sorghum bicolor (sorghum), 333 nucleotides long. Its product is annotated as DNA-directed RNA polymerase V subunit 5A. Lineage: Eukaryota; Viridiplantae; Streptophyta; Magnoliopsida; Poales; Poaceae. The record is from RefSeq and is a predicted model, not a curated record. Bases 1 to 333 code for a protein of 110 amino acids. Gene Ontology annotation, molecular function: DNA-directed RNA polymerase activity; DNA binding. The transcript is spliced from 3 exons. Gene Ontology annotation, biological process: DNA-templated transcription.
AUGGCGAGCCGCUCCUCCCUCCUUUUCUCCCUCCCUCCUCGUUGCGACCCACGCGCCCUCAAAGCCACCGGAGUAGAGCGCGACGGUGGUAGCAUCCAAUCACGGCUGGUGAACAUCACUAAGCAUGUCCUCAAGCCCAAGCAUGAAGUGUUGACUGUGGAGGAGAAGGUCAAACUCCAGAAGGACUACAAUGUGGUGGACUCACAUUUGCCUCUCAUGCUGGAGAGUGAUGCGGUUGCUCACUACCAAGGCUUCCGCCAAGGAACCGUUGUUAAAGUUACAUAUGACAAUGAGCUUACUGGGAACCAUGUGACAUACCGGUGUAUUUUCUGA